Molecule: messenger RNA, 2020 nt
Organism: Strongylocentrotus purpuratus (purple sea urchin)
Lineage: Eukaryota; Metazoa; Echinodermata; Echinoidea; Camarodonta; Strongylocentrotidae
Product: myosin heavy chain, non-muscle-like
Exons: 4
Coding region: 116-2020 (634 amino acids)
Biological process (GO): protein ubiquitination
Cellular component (GO): BRCA1-BARD1 complex
Source: RefSeq, a predicted model, not a curated record
GUAAACUCAUGGAAUAUGUUUCGAUUGAAUAGGCCACGUCCCUCUAUGUGCUAUAUUUCCUGGCGGAGACAUCCUCAACGCGAGAUAUGAAUUGAAGCAGCUCGGGAUCACUGAUAUGUACGAGGUACCUGUACCUGGUCGCAUUCACUCAGAUGAGGGUCAAUUGCAGUGGCUUGACCUUCUACUUGGAUGCCUCCAAGAAGGCGACAGAGCGUUUGCAGCUAAUGAUCUGAAGAAGAUGUGCACGAAUCCACAAUGUAGGUUGCUAUAUGACAAAACCAAGAAAGAGGCGAAAGAAGCAAAUCAGAAGAUGUUCACAGAGGUCAAUGAGCGAAAACACGAAACUAAGGAACUUGAACGGAAAUGUGAAGAAACAUUAGCGAGUCACGAGGGCCUCGUCAAAGUCAACUCGAUACUUAAAAGCGAGAUGGUACGCGAAAAAGAAAAGCUACAGCAAUUUGAAAUGUCUUUGAGUGAAAAUGAGAAAAUUGCAAAGCACGCUAUGGAGAUGUACAAGCAAAGAGAGCUAGAGCUGGAGAAGAAACUAAAAUCAAAAGAGCUGCACAUCGAAACAAUCGUGGAAAACUUACAGGAGACAGAAAAGACGGCAAGACGUGAGGUUGAGCGACUACAGACCGAAAAGGAUGACGAAAAGGAAAGAGCUGAGAAAGAGAAGCAGUCACUGUCAGCAGAAAUGACGAAGAAACUCGCGUCUAAGCAACAGCAUGUGGACACUUUGACAGAAACCGUAAGGGAGAAAGAGCGAAAUGAGACGACUCUAAGACAGCAAGUUGAAGAGCUAAAGAAAGGGAGAGAGGAAGACAGAGCAAGAGCUGAAAAAGACAAGCGCUCAUUAGCAGCAGAUAUGACGAAGAAACUCGAGUCUAAGCAACAGCAUGUAGACACUUUGACAGAAACCGUAGGGGAGAAAGAGCGAAAUGAGACGACUCUAACAAAACAAGUUGAAGAGCUAAGGAAAGGAAAAGAGGAAGACAGAGCAAGAGCUGAGAAGGACAUACGAUCAAUAGAAUUAAGCUGGAAGAAGGAGCAUGACUCAAAGGAACAGCUUUUGGAGCAACUUGAGCGUGAGAUCUGGAAGCUGAGAACCAAAAUUCAACUAGAAAGUGAGAUGCGAGCAGCAGAGCAGAAGAAGAAAGCAGAGACACAUGACUGGAGUUUAAUUCAUUGGAUGAUUUCUGGAAAACAAGCUCAAGGUGAGAUACAGUCAACGAUACAGAUCAUUCAAAACAUUUCUUUUAUUUUGUUUUCUUCAUUCAAACUGACUUCAUUCCUUUCCGUCAUCAAAGACAAAUCAUCAUUUGAGGAUAAUUCAACCGGAGGACUAGGAAGGAGUGAUACAUUACAAUCAGGAGAGGAGCCCCCAGAUGAUGAGUUUGCAGGCAUAUUACAGCAGAUAGCUGACGAUCUUUACGAUGAAGCCAAGAUCGACAGCCUUGCUGGUCAGCUGGGAAUCCUACAUGGUGAUAUACAGAGAGCGCUCAUGACCAAUGUGAAGUUCAACCGAGUUACCAGUGAUGGAACUCGCCAUAUACUGAAACAAUGGAGAAGAGGUGUGUCCAGGGAAGAUGAACGAAUUGAGCUUACGAAGGCACUGCACGCUGCCAAGUUGGUCAACCUUGCAGACCUGUAUCUCAGCGAAGGUGUAGCAGAAGGACAGAUCGAUUCGGAAUGUGCCAACGAAGACGACAAUGAUCAGCAACUCUCUAAUACAGAUGACACCUCUCUAGAACAGGACCGGACCAAAAGACACACUGACAUCCAGGUACUUCAGGGAGCUACAGCAAUCAGUAACCACACUCCUCGAGAUAGUCAUACAGGAAACAUGGCUGCCAAAGCACAGGAGAACGUGACAGAUGGUAGUAGGAGUCAACAUAUUGACCAAUCGCCGGAGCGCAGUACAGAGGACUUGGAUGAAUCUGAAGUGACUUCUGAAGAAGUGUCCUCAGAAGAAGUUCAUCCUGGAGAAGAUAUGAACAACGUUAGUAGCAUACAACCUUAA